This is a messenger RNA of Ctenocephalides felis (cat flea), 1006 nucleotides long. Its product is annotated as ras-related protein Rab-37-like. Gene Ontology annotation, molecular function: GTPase activity; GTP binding. The transcript has 8 exons. Lineage: Eukaryota; Metazoa; Arthropoda; Insecta; Siphonaptera; Pulicidae. The coding region runs from base 86 to 1006 and encodes 306 amino acids. The record is from RefSeq and is a predicted model, not a curated record. Gene Ontology annotation, cellular component: endosome; Golgi apparatus.
AAUCUAAAUUGGUCAGUACUUGCUUCGAACAGAUGGAGCAACUUGCUAAAGGUUGAAUGCAGUCUACACAAAGGCCGACGACAGUAUGAGUGAUGAUGUCUUCGAAGACGAAGCAAUAACACUUACGCCAUCUAGGAUUCCGGCGACCAGUCAAUAUGGCAAGGGUACGAAUCCGUCACCGACCGGUUAUCCGGGAUACGAACCGCCUGCCGAACUGGUUCGGCACCUGGCUGAAAGGACUAGUGGUGAGCUGAGUGCAGAACCGAAAAAAUAUUCUUUGACUGAGGAGGAACAUAAAGUGCAUAAGACAAUACUAUUAGGAGACAGUGGCGUAGGCAAAACUUCUUUACUAGUACAAUUCGAUACUGGAAAGUUCCAACAAGGAACCUUCAGUGCAACAGUUGGAAUCGGAUUCACGGUUAUGUUGCUUGGAGACUCCGGAGUUGGCAAAACGUGCCUUUUGGUGCGUUUCAGGGACGGAACGUUUUUGUCAGGGAAUUUUAUAUCGACAGUUGGCAUCGAUUUUCGGAAUAAAAUAGUUCUAGUAGACCAAUCCAGAGUCAAACUGCAAAUUUGGGACACUGCCGGUCAGGAGAGGUUUCGCAGUGUGACCCACGCCUACUACCGGGACGCCCACGCUUUGCUGUUGUUAUAUGACGUCACGAACAAGACCAGCUUCGACAACAUUCGGGCCUGGCUCGGGGAAAUUCGGGAAUAUGCUCAGGACGACGUUGUUAUCAUGUUAAUAGGUAAUAAGGCUGAUUGUGGUCCUGAGAGACAAGUAAAGAAAGAAGAAGGUGAACGAUUGGCCAGAGAAUACAAUGUUACAUUUAUGGAGACUUCUGCCAAAACUGGAGUCAACGUGGAGUUGGCAUUUUUGGCAAUAGCUAGGGAAUUGAAAUAUAGAAAAAACGAGUCUACUGAUCCUGAAAAUCCACGAUUCAACGUACAAGACUAUGUCAGGGAGCAAACGCAGAAAGUUUCAUGUCCUCCUUGCAAUAAUUAA